AUGGCACAGGGGCUGUCACAGCAGCGCGAAUCUUGCUCUUGGGGAAUGCCUGUUGGGGGCAUCUUCUCCCUGGGGGUCUUUGUUGGCGUGGUGGCCUCAAUCAUGGUCGCAAAUCUGAUGUGGCUGGUCAGCCACAGGACUGUGUGUGCGAAGUUAAGGAGCCAUGGAUCUGAGAAGAAAGAUCUGGCCUGCAAGGUGCCCGAUGGGCAGCUUGAGCCGCAGGUGAAGGCCACUGGGCCCAGCUUCACCAUCUUGAGGGGAUGUGAUGCAAGUCCUCCCCAUGUCCCCCUUGAAGAGUUCUCCUCGUGUUCUGGGAGUGAUGGAGGGAGAGAGAUGCCAGACAUCACAGAGCACUUGCAAACGGUGAUGGUGGAAGAGGUUGGUCUGCGAGCCAAAGAGAAGGCAGCGGAACCCAUAGUGAUGUCGAUGUUCUUUGAGGAGGUUCUGCCCAGUUCUAUGGACAAGGAAUCUCAAAGACCUGCAACGAUCAAGACACGCAUUCUUCACAAGAAACACAAGGUUCAGGAGGCAGACCUCGCCCAAGAUGGCAACAACAUGGAUCCCGUCACCCUCCUCAGCCUGGGCUCCAAAUUUCUGUUCAUGAUCGACAUCAGGAGGGACAAGAACGGCAUUGGGGGGUUUCCCUUUGCUGCGGUGGACCACGUGGUGCUGGUGCUGCAGGACGGCUUGCCCCAGAUGCUGCGCCUGGUCACGUUGUCUUCGUCUGGAAGUGGAAGCAGCAGGGGCUCCGCCGGAUCCUGCUGGCACCGUGUGGCGGCCCUUUGGGACCCCGCCCAACAUGGUUCACAGUCCCUUGCAAAGGUCACCCCAGAUGGUGCUGCGGUGGCCCUUGAUGUCACGGUCGUGUUCCGAGUAUUUGGGGCCAGCGGUGGCCUGUCCUAUGUUAAAAAGACAUUGAACGUGAGAAUGCGGGAUGGGGGGCAAGCGAAGCCGUCAGAUGCACAGUACUUCAGGCACUCCCUGGGUUCCAGGCUGCCAGACUGGGCGGAAAUGUACGUGAAAGGGACCACAGUAGUGAUGCAUGCAUCAGAGAAUUCAACUGGUCUGAUUGUGGACCAAACAAACUGA
This is a messenger RNA of Ostreobium quekettii, 1089 nucleotides long. The record is from the annotation of a GenBank genome assembly. Lineage: Eukaryota; Viridiplantae; Chlorophyta; Ulvophyceae; Bryopsidales; Ostreobiaceae.